UUCGAUAGGUCUCAGAACCACUACUGCUUGUUAUCGACAAUAAAAUUAAAUAUGGCGUCGUCGUGCUGAACGGUCUUUGGCUCUGGCUCUUUGACGAAAAUUUUUUUGUAAUAACAUUUAUCAUAAUUGUUCGUAUUCGUUGUGCGGUGUCAAUCGUGUGAACGGGCGCGUGCUGUUUCAGCCAGUCCGUCGAUCGCCCCGCCAUAUUCUUAGUGUUUUAAGUUAGACAAGACGAAGUGCCGAGUGCAAAAAAAAAUAAAACAACGGAGAGAGGAAACGACGUCGACAAAAUGAAAAUGCAUUUGUGAAUUUUCGCCCCAACACUUGACUCAACAUACACCCAUACACCCAAACAUACACACACACACAGACACUUGAGCCCAACGAACUCGGAAAAGGAUUGGGAAGAAAACACGCGGCCCUAAACGAAGGCCUUGGAUACGAAGGAAGAGACAGAGAAUCAGAAUCAGCAAACAUUUAACAUCCAACAGAACACACAACACAACAACAACAACACAAUGGCGCUAGUGACAGUGCAGCGUUCGCCAAGUGUGGCGGGCUCAUGCUCAAAUUCGGAUGGCGAAGCCGAGGACGAUGAGGGUAAUAGUAAUAACAAAAGCGAGAGGAGUGAAUGUUAUUUUGCUGGCAAGGGAACUGCCUUGGUGUUGGCCCUUAAGGACAUACCACAACACUCGGAGCGACGCUUAAGCACGGACUCCACACGCUCCAGCAACAGCACGCAAAGCAACAACUCGGACAUUCAACUGCAUUUACAGUCCAUGUUCUAUUUGCUGCAACGCGAGGAUACCUUGAAAAUGGCUGUUAAACUGGAGUCACAGCGUUCGAAUCGAACGCGAUAUCUUGUGAUUGCCUCGCGCAGCUGUUGCCGCACGGCGGCUUCCGGCGAGCGACGCUCUAAAAUAAUGCGUCACAAUUCCGUCAAGUCGGCGCCACCCAGCACACCUGUUGCCCAACGCCAACUGUCGGUGGACAGUCACAAGGCGCAGCAGGCAACGCAGGAGGAAACGGCAAAGCGUCUGUCGGUUAACGCCAAUCGUCAAUGCCUAAAAUGUGAUGCGGAUAAUCGGGAGUCGGGCGAUAACAACAAGAAUACCUCGGGCAUGGAGGAGUCAUGUCUCUUGGGCAUUGACUGCAACGAGAGGACGACCAUUGGCCUAGUUGUGCCCAUUCUCGCUGAUACCACAAUACACCUGGAUGGCGAUGGCGGUUUCAGUGUUGCAGUCUACGAGAAGACCCACAUCUUUAAGCCCGUAUCAGUGCAAGCGAUGUGGUCGGCUCUGCAAACGCUACACAAAGUGUCUCGAAAGGCUCGUGAAAACAACUUCUAUCCAAGCGGACCAUCGCACGAUUGGUUAACCAGCUACGAAAGUCGCAUUGAGUCGGAUCAGUCGUGUCUAAACGAAUGGAAUGCCAUGGAUGCGCUUGAGAGUCGACGACCCCCCUCACCAGAUGCCAUAAGAAACAAACCAACCGCCAAGGAGGAAACUGAAAGUGUCAUUAAAAUGAAGCUCAAAGCAAUCAUGAUGUCAGUGGAUUUGGAUGAGGUGACCUCCAAGUAUAUACGCGGUCGCCUGGAGGAUUUAUUAGAUAUGGAUCUGGGCGAGUACAAGUCGUUUAUUGAUGCCGAAAUGCUGCUGAUAUUGGGACAAAUGGAUGCGCCAACCAAAAUCUUUGAGCACGUCUAUUUGGGUUCGGAAUGGAAUGCCAGUAAUCUUGAAGAGUUGCAAAAGAAUGGUGUUCGGCAUAUACUGAAUGUAACGCGAGAGAUUGACAACUUCUUUCCGGGCACCUUUGAGUACUUUAAUGUGCGUGUCUAUGACGAUGAGAAGACGAAUCUUUUAAAGUACUGGGAUGACACAUUUCGCUAUAUAUCGCGUGCCAAGGCGGAGGGAUCCAAGGUGCUGGUGCAUUGCAAGAUGGGUGUAAGUCGCUCAGCUUCAGUGGUCAUUGCCUAUGCCAUGAAGGCCUACAAGUGGGAGUUCCAGCGUGCUCUGCAGCAUGUGAAGGAGCGUCGCAGUUGCAUCAAACCGAACAAGAACUUUCUUAAUCAGCUGGAGACGUACAGCGGAAUGCUGGAUGCCAUGAAGAACAAGGAGAAGCUGCAGCGCAGCAAGAGUGAGACGAAUCUGAAGAGCACAAAGGAUGCACGCUUGCUGCCGGGCAGCGAGCCAACGCCAUUGAUCCAGGCUCUCAAUCAGGCCAAGUCAAAGUCUAGCGGCGAGACAACAACAACAACGGAACAACAGGAUAACAGCAGCAUUGGCGGAAUGAGCAAUCGUGGCCAGCAUCGAAGGGGCAGCGCACAAAAGCAACGACGCAUGCUGCGACGCUCGAGCAGCACAUCGCCCAAGACGCAGAGUGCCGUGGAAGUGACCAAACAACAAAGUCAAUCCAUGGAGAACCUGACGCCGGAGCGUAGUGUGGCCGAAGAGCCCAAAAAUAUGCGAUUUCCGGGCAGCAAUGGUGAGAACUACAGCGUCACCCAGAACCAGGUGCUGCACAUACAAAAGCACACGCCGCUGUCGGUGCGUACGCGUGUUCAUGAUCUCGAGGCGCAUCAGGAGCCACCACGUCGCAGUCUGCCAACGCAGGCCCCGCCAGCGCAAUCCCAAGGACCCGUAUGGACCUCACUCUCCAAGCUGAUAACGCAAACAUCAUUUACGCAACGCGAAUCCAGCACAACGGAGGUGAACGUGCCCGUCGAGGAGCGUGAGAAACGUCAACGUCGCAAAACGCAAUCGUGGACGGAAUCGUUUGGACCCAGCGGUGGCAUCAUACUCGACGCCCUGCCUCACCACCAACCGCAAUCGCAAUCGCAUGUUGCCCCCAGUGCCGUUGCCGCCGUGGCACGCAAUCGUGGUCCUCGACCGCGUGAGUUGCCUUCACGUCAUGCCAGCUGGGGAUCGGGUGACAAUCGCAGUAGUUUGCCGCUGCGCACAAGUUCCUGCAGUUACUACGACAGCAAUCGCAACACAACGGCCAUUUUUGAGGGAGAAAUCCAGGAUCUGAAGCGCAGCAGCAGCAGCAGUUGCGGCACAACUACAACCCCAAGUAACUGCAAUGCCAGUGAAUCGACGACAACAACAUCGACAGCAUCAUCACAGCUGGGCAACGUGAAGCGCACCAAGCAGAAGCUCGAAGAGAAUACGGCGUUGUUGAAGAAGCGCUGCCAGCAGGCGCAGGAGGAGGAGCAGGAACAGGAGCAGCUGGAGGAACUGACAACAGCUGAAAAGAAGUGUGUCAAUCUGUAUCGCAGCGCAUCGUCGGUGGGCAGUCCGCGUCAACGGCAGCCAAUACGUUGCAACAGCGAGGAAUUGAUGCACACCAGCGACAUUGAGAACAAGAACACAUCUUCGGAUCUGGUUGUUGUGUUGCGUGGUGGCCAAAGCCAGGCCGUCACGGAGGAUCAACGCAUUUCCGGUAAUGUGCAAAUACUCAAGCAGAACUUUGAAGCCAAAGCCACCGCAGUGGUGGGCGUGUCGGGGGCGGGGGGAGGCAGUACAGGUGUUGCCACAGCUGGUGUUGCAACAACAGCGACAAACAAGAAGGCGACUCAUCAAUCGCUGCCCUCGUCACCAGUAGCUCAGCAUGCGGAUCAUGUGUUGAUCGACAAUAUGCCGACAGCAGCGGCAGCAACAACAACAACAAUUGCAACUGCAGCUGCAACAAACAACUGCUCGUCCAGCACAUCUGCCAAUUCAUCCGACUCCAGCGUAAGCGAAACUUGUGAUCGUAAUGUAAAAGGUCUAGUGCAUAAAUAUCAAACCACUUCUCGUAGUAACAAUGCCGUUGCCAGCACAACGACAGCAACAGCAACACUGCCCCCACCCACCAACAACACCACAUCAGCAGCAUCAACAACAACAGCAGCAACAACAACAACAGCAGCUGAAAAGGGAGGCGGCGAUCCAGAAAUGAAGGGUUGGCUCUUAAAGUGGACAAACUAUAUCAAGGGAUACCAACGCCGCUGGUUUGUGCUCUCCAAGGGCGUGCUCAGCUAUUAUCGCAACCAGUCGGAAAUCAAUCACACCUGUCGCGGCACAAUCUCGCUCCAUGGAGCACUCAUCCAUACGGUGGACUCGUGCACCUUUGUCAUCUCAAAUGGCGGCACACAGACGUUUCACAUCAAGGCCGCCAACGAGGUGGAGCGUCAGUCGUGGGUGACCUCAUUGGAGCUGGCCAAGGCGCGUGCCAUACGUGCCAUCGAGAGCGAGGAGGAGGAGGCCGAGGAGACGGCUCAAGUGGUGCCAAGCCAGGAGAUCAACACGGUGGUGCGGGAUCUAACCGAACGACUGGAGAACAUGCGCACCUGCUACGAUCUGAUAACGAAACAUGGAGCAGCUCUGCAGCGUGCUCUCAAUGAUCUGGAAUCGAACGAGGAGGAAUCGCUGGCCAGUCGCACAAAGAUUGUCAAUGAGCGGGCCACGCUCUUUAGAAUCACAUCGAAUGCGAUGAUAAAUGCGGGCAAUGAUUAUCUGCGCUCGGCGGAGUCCCAGGGCCACAAGUGGUCCAAGAUGCUGCAUCACGAGCGCGAGCAGCGACAGCGGCUGGAGGAGAUCAUAGAGCAGAUGGCCAAACAGCAAUCUCAAAUGGAGCAGGCUGCCGUAAGGGUGCGUCGUACGAAACCCACGACACAAUCCUCCGGCGCAGCCACAAAUCCAAAUCCAGGUGCGAUACUCACCUCGGAUGAUGAAACGGAAUUCUUUGAUGCGGAGGAGCAUGGAUAUACGGGUGAGCCGGGUGAAUCGCCGUCGGAUGGCACGUUUAUCCUAAAGCUUAACAAGCGCCGGAGCAGCUCCGAGGAUCAGGUUGGCUCCGAGGGUCAGACGGGCAGCUCCUCGGAAAGCGAUGAGACGAAGCGCACCGUCCAGACCGUGCAGCAGGUUUGCCUUAUAAGCGCCGCCCGCAUGUUAUCCGGUAAGGAGGAUGAGGAUCACGUGGAUCGAGUCUCGAAUCAACGGCAGGAAGACAACAUCCAGCAUAAUCCCGGCCCCAGCAGCACAGAGCAGAAGGUGUCAGUCCGACGUACACGUGUCCCGGAUAAACCAAAUUAUCCCCUUAGCCUGUGGUCCAUCAUGAAGAACUGCAUUGGCAAGGAUCUGUCCAAAAUCCCCAUGCCCGUCAAUUUCAAUGAGCCGCUUUCGAUGCUGCAGCGCCUGACGGAGGAUUACGAGUACGCGAAUAUACUGGACAUUGCCUCCGCCUGCACGGAUGAGUGCGAGCAGUUGGCCUAUUUGGCCGCCUUCACCGUCUCCACCUAUGCGACGACCACGAAUCGCACGGGCAAACCCUUCAAUCCGCUCCUGGGCGAGACCUUCGAGUGUGAUCGCAUGGACGAUCUGGGUUGGCGCUCCUUGGCCGAGCAGGUUUCACAUCAUCCGCCCAUUGCAGCGCUGCACUGUGAGGGCAGGAAUUGGACGUGCUGGCAGGAGUUCUCCAUGACAAGCAAGUUCCGUGGCAAGUAUGUGCAGAUCAAUCCCCUUGGCGGCGCCUAUGUGUUGUUCCCCAAGAGCGGAUCUCGCUAUUCCUGGCGCAAGGUGACCACGACUGUCAACAAUAUAAUUGUGGGCAAACUGUGGGUGGAUCAGCACGGCGAGAUGGAGAUCAAGGGCACCAAUGCAGCCGAGGGCAACAAGUGCAUUCUAAACUAUAUACCCUACUCCUACUUCAGUCGGGAGGUGCAGCGGACGGUGAAGGGCGUGGUUAUCAAUCGCAAGAACGAGGUCAAGUGGGUGGUGCGUGGCACCUGGGAUGAUAAAAUCGAAAUAGCACCUGUACUGAGGACGAAUGGGUCAAUGGACAGUCCGACCUACAUAACUGGCGAUUACAAGAUCGCAUGGAAGCGUCGUCCAGCUCCACCAGAAUCGGAAAAGUUUUACAAUUUCACCACAUUGGCCUGUCAGCUCAACGAACCGGAGGAAGGUGUUGCGCCCACAGAUUCACGUAUGCGUCCGGAUCAACGGCUGAUGGAGGAGGGCGCUUGGGAUGCGAGUAACCAGGAGAAAUUGCGACUGGAGGAGAAGCAGCGAACGGUGCGUAGAGAGCGUGAGACCGAAGCCGAGCAGGCCGCUGCCGAAGGACGACCCUAUCCGGCCUAUGAGGCCAUGUGGUUCAAGCGGGAGAAGGAACAGGGCAGCGAUGAGUACGUUCAUGUCUACAAGAAUACAUAUUGGCAGGCCAAGGCAGCCCAAGACUGGAGCGGUUGUCCGGAUAUCUAUUAAUUCUAAUUGCUACACCGUUAUGCUAACAACAAAUUAAAAACAAAAAUGAUUUCAAAUAUUGAAGAUGAAUCCUCGAAAUCGCAUCCGAAAUCCCCGAGCACAGUUACAGUCAACUAAAACUAGAACUCUUUCCGAACUAUCAACUCUAAUCAAUGUAAUAACAUUUUUCAACUACUUAGCGCAUACAGAUUUAUUAUAUAUACAUAUAUAUCUUUAUAUAUAUAUAAAAUUAUUGUAAAUUAGCUGCAAAUGUUGGAACUGAAAAUGUUUUUAUGAUGACGCACUGAGAGCGUUUAUCAAAUUGUUUAUCAUUGGUUCUUUAUUUUUUUUUAUUUUAUUCAAUCUAUGCUUUUAUCAAUUAAUUAUGAAUAUGGCACAUACACCUUACCAUCCAGCAUACAUACAUACAUAUAUCUAAUCUAUAUACUAAAUAUGUAGACGAUGUGCAAGUGAAAAGCGAUCCAAAACUUUUCACUCUAAACAAAAACACACAAAACAAGUUUUCCUCUUUGGCCGCAAAAUGUUUAUUGCCUUUGUUGUGUACAUAAAAAAAUCAAAAGCAAAUAAAUGGAAGAGAAGAAUCUAAAAAAAUGCAA
Drosophila innubila is the source of this 6838-nucleotide messenger RNA. It is a transcript of the gene ssh, whose product is annotated as protein phosphatase Slingshot. The record is from RefSeq and is a predicted model, not a curated record. Lineage: Eukaryota; Metazoa; Arthropoda; Insecta; Diptera; Drosophilidae. The coding region runs from base 519 to 6242 and encodes 1907 amino acids. The transcript is spliced from 9 exons. Gene Ontology annotation, molecular function: actin binding; lipid binding; protein tyrosine/serine/threonine phosphatase activity. Gene Ontology annotation, biological process: actin cytoskeleton organization; negative regulation of actin filament polymerization; protein dephosphorylation. Gene Ontology annotation, cellular component: cytoplasm.